Molecule: messenger RNA, 1278 nt
Organism: Cicer arietinum (chickpea)
Lineage: Eukaryota; Viridiplantae; Streptophyta; Magnoliopsida; Fabales; Fabaceae
Product: 1-aminocyclopropane-1-carboxylate oxidase 5-like
Source: RefSeq, marked provisional
CUCAAACAACCUAGAUAUCUUUCUCUUUUCUCUCAGACUCUCAACACUUAUACUCCUUUUCUUAUCAUAACUUUUUCUCUACCUUCUGAUCCAAUGGCAGUCCCUGUGAUUGAUUUCUCAAAGCUGAAUGGGGAAGAAAGGGCCAAAACUAUGGCACAGAUUGCUAAUGGGUGUGAAGAAUGGGGAUUCUUCCAGUUGAUCAAUCAUGGCAUUCCAGAGGAACUUCUUGAGAGGGUGAAGAAGGUUUCCUCUGAGUUCUAUAAGCUGGAAAGAGAGGAGAACUUCAAGAACUCCACAACAGUGAAACUUCUAAAUGAUAUAGCUGAAAAGAAAAGCAGUGAAAAGUUGGAGAAUGUGGAUUGGGAGGAUGUUAUCACUCUCCUGGAUAAUAACGAAUGGCCGGAAAAUACACCAUGUUUCAGGGAAACCAUGUUAGAAUAUCGGUCUGAGUUAAAGAAACUGGCAGAGAAUAUCAUGGAAGUGAUGGAUGAGAAUCUGGGCUUACCAAAAGGAUACAUCAAGAAGGCACUGAAUGAUGGAGAUGAAGACAAUGCUUUCUUUGGCACUAAGGUCAGCCACUACCCACCCUGCCCCUAUCCAGAACUUGUGAACGGUCUGCGGGCUCACACUGAUGCAGGAGGUGUCAUCCUACUGUUCCAAGAUGAUAAGGUGGGUGGCCUUCAAAUGCUCAAAGAUGGGGAAUGGAUUGAUGUCCAACCUUUGCCAAAUGCCAUUGUCAUCAACACUGGUGAUCAGAUUGAGGUCCUGACCAAUGGCAGAUACAAGAGCUGUUGGCACAGGGUUCUGACCUCUACAGAUGGGAACAGGAGAUCAAUUGCAUCCUUCUAUAACCCACCACUCAAGGCCACCAUAAGUCCUGCACCACAAUUGGCAGAAAAAGAAAACCAACAAGUGGAUGACACUUAUCCUAAAUUCGUCUUCGGUGACUACAUGUCUGUCUAUGCUGAACAGAAGUUUCUCCCCAAGGAACCAAGGUUUAAAGCUGUUAAAGCCAUUUGAAACAAGCACUUCCUUUAAAGUCUUUUAUUUUGUUUACGGGCCUUUGUUGUAUAAGACAUGGUUGACAAUAGCAAAGAAUACCACAUGGUUGUCAUUCUCUUCAUAAUAAUGAGAACCAUUGUGGGUAUUAGUAUUUUGGUUUUAUUUUUAGAAUAUUUAUCUUUAUGUUUAAAUGUCAUGGUGGGAGAUUGUAAUAUUGUAUGCAUCCAUCUGGGCUUGCUUUGUAUAAUAGUACUGUUACAUAAAUUCUACUCUGAA